This is a messenger RNA of Gossypium arboreum, 675 nucleotides long. RefSeq lists its product as uncharacterized. The record is from RefSeq and is a predicted model, not a curated record. Gene Ontology annotation, molecular function: zinc ion binding; nucleic acid binding. Lineage: Eukaryota; Viridiplantae; Streptophyta; Magnoliopsida; Malvales; Malvaceae. The transcript has a single exon. Bases 1 to 675 code for a protein of 224 amino acids.
AUGAAGUUUACAUCAAUAAAGCUCAUUACCGUGAAAGGUGUAUGUGAUUACAUCAACAAGAUGAGAGAUUUAGCAGCUCAAUUAAGAACACUUGAGGUUGAAAUGUCUGAAUAUUUCCUGGUGCACUUUACAUUGAACACUCUUCCACCUCAAUUUGGGCCUUUUAAGAUCUCUUAUAACACAUAUAAGGAUAAGUGGUUUAUUGAUGAGCUUUUGACCAUGUGUGAUCAAAAGGAGGCCAGACUCAUACUAGAGAUGGAAGAAAGUGCACUAACGAUUACUCAAGGAAAGAAGACGAUCCAAGCUAAGCAAAAAGGGAAGGCUAAAAUGCAACCCCAAGAUGACAUAAAGAAAGAGUCCAAAUGUUUCUUUUGUAAAAAGAAGGGACACUUAAAGAAGGACUGUAUUAAGUUUAAAAGUUGGCUUGAAAAGAAAAGUAAACCAAUCUCACUUGUUUGCUUUGAGUCUACUAUGGUUGAUUUUAGUUAUAACACGCGGUGGAUUGAUGCUGGUUCUACAAUCCAUAUCUCAAAUUCCUUACAGGGAUUAAGAGACCUAAGGAAACCAAUGGGAUUUGAGCGACACAUCUAUCCAGGAAAUAAGAUGGAGUCACAUGUUGAAGCAAUUGGAACAUGCAAAGUAGUGCUUAGGAGUGGCUUUGUUUUAAUUUUAUAA